This is a messenger RNA of Phlebotomus argentipes, 4888 nucleotides long. It is a transcript of the gene Top2, whose product is annotated as DNA topoisomerase 2. Gene Ontology annotation, biological process: resolution of meiotic recombination intermediates; sister chromatid segregation; DNA topological change. The transcript is spliced from 8 exons. The record is from RefSeq and is a predicted model, not a curated record. NCBI's taxonomy places the organism in Eukaryota, Metazoa, Arthropoda, Insecta, Diptera, Psychodidae. The coding region runs from base 257 to 4741 and encodes 1494 amino acids. Gene Ontology annotation, molecular function: DNA topoisomerase type II (double strand cut, ATP-hydrolyzing) activity; DNA binding; ATP binding. Gene Ontology annotation, cellular component: nucleus.
GGCGGUCAGAUUCUGGGGAUUUGCUGAGAAGAAAGGACGCUUCGUGAAUUUUUCAUGUAAGUAGUGAGCUAUUUAUCGCAAGGGGUUGGGAAUUUUCACCUUCAGGACGUGGACUGACGCUUUCUUUGGCGGAUUGGAAGUUUAGUUGUUGGAGUGAAGGAAGGACGCUUUGUGCAUUCUCACGUUUCACACGACGCCGCUUCAAUUGACUGGAAAGUUACUCAGAGUGAGACAAGGGUGGAAAAUUGCAGCCAUCAUGGCAUCUGGCAGUCAUCAGAAUGGGAAGGACGCAAUCGAGAAGGUGUACCAGAAGAAGACUCCACUGGAGCACAUCCUUCUGCGUCCGGACACUUAUAUUGGCUCCGUGGAGAUGGUGAAGGAGCAGAUGUGGGUGUAUGACAAAGAGAAUAAGAAGAUGAUCCAGAAGGAGAUCUCGUAUGUGCCCGGAUUGUACAAAAUCUUCGACGAGAUCCUCGUGAAUGCGGCGGACAAUAAGCAGCGCGAUAAGAACAUGACCAGGAUCAAGAUUGACAUCAAUCAGGAGGAGAAUACGAUCAGCAUCUACAACAAUGGCAAGGGUAUUCCGGUGGUGAUGCACAAGGAUGAGAAGAUGUACGUGCCCACGAUGAUCUUCGGCCACUUGCUCACGUCCUCCAAUUACAACGACGAGGAGGAGAAGGUGACGGGCGGCAGGAAUGGAUAUGGCGCCAAGCUCUGCAACAUCUUCAGCACAAAGUUCAAGGUUGAGACGGCGUGCCGCGAGUACAAGGCCAAGUUCAAGCAGCAAUGGGGCGAGAACAUGAAGCGCACCAGCGAUCCGCGCGUGGAGUCGUUCAGCGGUGAGGACUUCACCAAGGUGACAUUCUCGCCGGACUUGUCGAAGUUCAAGAUGGAAAAGUUGGACGAUGACAUUGUGAGUCUGAUGAAUCGUCGCGCCUUCGACGUGGCCGCGUCCACGCGAGGCGUGGCGGUGUUCCUCAACGGCGAGAAGAUUCCCGUGAAGAACUUCAAGGACUACGUGGACCUGUAUCUGAAGGACAAUCUGGACGAGAGUGGCGGCGCACCGCCCAAGGUUGUGUAUGAGAAUGUGAAUGAGCGCUGGGAAGUGGCGCUCACGAUGUCUGACAGGGGUUUCCAGCAGAUGUCCUUCGUCAAUUCCAUCGCCACCACGAAGGGUGGACGGCACGUGGAUCACGUGACGGAUGCCAUCGUGAAGCAGCUGAUUGAGGUGCUGAAGAAGAAGAACAAGGGCGGCACGAACAUCAAGCCAUUCCAGGUGAAGAAUCACUUGUGGAUCUUCAUCAAUUGUCUCAUCGUCAAUCCCACUUUCGACUCGCAAACCAAGGAGAACAUGACAUUGCAGUCGAAGAGUUUCGGCUCGAAGUGUGGCCUGUCGGAGAAGUUCAUCACGAAUGUGACAAAGUGUGGCGUUGUGGAAUCUGUGCUGCAGUGGGCAAAAUUCAAGGCACAAACGGAAUUGGGCAAGACCAGUGGCAGCAAGAAGUCCAAGAUUAAGGGCAUUCCGAAGCUUGAGGAUGCCAACGAUGCGGGCACGAAGAAUUCUCAUCUCUGCACGCUGAUCUUGACUGAGGGAGACUCAGCCAAGACGCUGGCAGUGUCGGGAUUGGGAGUUGUUGGCCGAGAUCACUUUGGCGUGUUUCCGCUGAGGGGUAAGCUGCUGAAUGUCCGUGAGGCGACUCACAAGCAGAUUCUGGAGAAUGCAGAGAUCAACAAUCUGAUCAAGAUCCUUGGGCUGCAGUACAAGAAGAAGUACAACUCACUGGAUGAUCUCAAGAGUCUGCGCUAUGGCAAGGUGAUGAUCAUGACAGAUCAGGAUCAGGAUGGAUCGCAUAUCAAGGGUCUGGUGAUUAAUUUCAUCCACACAAAUUGGCCGGAAUUGCUGCGACUGCCAUUCCUGGAGGAGUUCAUCACGCCCAUUGUGAAGGCGACGAAGAAGAACGAAGUGUUCUCAUUCUACUCCCUGCCAGAGUUCGAGGAGUGGAAGUCCAACACGCACAAUGCGCACACGUACUCCAUCAAGUACUACAAAGGUUUGGGUACGUCCACGUCCAAUGAGGCGAAGGAGUACUUCAAGAACAUGCGACGCCACAAGAUCUCGUUCAAGUACGACGGCAGUGUGGACGAUGACGCCAUCGUGAUGGCGUUCUCGAAGAAGUGCGUGGAUCAGCGCAAAGAGUGGCUCACGGCGCACAUGGCGGAGACGAAGAGGCGCAAGCAGCUGGGAUUGCAGGAGAGAUAUCUGUACACGAAGGACACCACGAGUGUUUCCUACGCUGAGUUUGUCAAUCUCGAGCUCGUGUUGUUUUCCAAUGCGGACAAUGAGCGCUCAAUUCCCAGCUUGGUGGAUGGUUUCAAGCCUGGCCAGCGGAAGGUGAUCUUCACGUGCUUCAAGAGGAAUGACAAGAAGGAGGUGAAAGUGGCUCAACUUGCUGGUUCGGUGGCGGAGAAAUCGGCUUAUCAUCAUGGUGAGCAGAGUUUGUGCAGCACAAUUGUGAAUUUGGCACAGAACUUUGUCGGCAGCAAUAAUAUCAAUUUGCUGCAGCCGAAGGGACAGUUUGGCACAAGAUUGGCAGGUGGGAAGGACAGUGCAUCGCCACGUUAUAUCUUCACGAUGCUCUCGCCACUGGCGCGUUUGAUCUUCCAUCCCAACGACGAUCCACUGCUGCAGUAUCAGAAGGAGGACAAUCAGGACAUUGAGCCCGUUUGGUAUUUGCCAAUCAUCCCGAUGGUGCUGGUGAAUGGCGCCGAGGGCAUCGGCACGGGUUGGUCGACGAAGAUCCCGAACUACAAUCCGCGUGAGCUCAUCAGCAACUUGAGGCUGAUGAUUCAGAGUGAGGAGCCACAGCCGAUGAAGCCUUACUACAAGAACUUCACCGGUGAUCUGGAGUACAUGGCUGAGCAUCGCUACGUCUCCACGGGCAAUGUGGCCAUUCUGCCGGGAAAUCGCAUUGAGAUCACUGAAUUGCCAAUUGGCGUGUGGACGCAGACGUACAAGGAGAAUGUCCUGGAGCCGCUGCUGCACGGAUCAGAGAAGGCACAGAGUAAAGUGAAGGCCAUCAUCAAUGACUACAAGGAAUAUCACACUGAUGCGACAGUUCGCUUUGUCAUCAGCUUCGCGGCGGGUGAAUUUGAUCGGAUUCGAAGUGAAGACGGUGGAUUUCAUCGGGUGUUUAAGCUGCAGUCGUCAAUUAACACAAAUCAGAUGCACGCCUUCGAUGACAAUCUGUGUCUGCGUCGCUUUGACAAUGUGUCGAUGAUUCUGAAGGAGUUCUUCACGCUGCGUCUGGAAUACUAUGUGAAGCGCAAGGAGUAUUUGGUGGGAAUGUUGACGGCUGAGGCGGAUUUCCUGGGCAAUCAGGCGCGCUUCAUUGUGGAGAAGUGCGACGGGACGAUUCGGGUGGAGAACAAGAAGCGCAAGGUGGUGAUUGAGGAGUUGCUGAAGCGUGGCUACAAGCCGGAUCCGGUGCGUGAGUGGAAGAGGAAGAUCAAUCCGAAGUUUGCUGAGCAAGAGGCCUCUGAGGAUGCGGAGAAUGAGGGUGGCGAGGAGGAGGAAGAGACUGCUGUGGUGGAUGUGAAGAAGGGUAAGAAGCCAGUGGAUCCGGAGAAGGCGUUCAACAGUCUGCAGGAUGUGAAGCAGUUUGACUAUCUCGUGGGCAUGAAGAUGUGGAUGCUGACGGAGGAGAAGAAGCGUGAGCUGCUGAACAAGAAGGACACAAAGUUGAAUGAAUUGAAUAUACUGAAGCAGAAGACGCCUGAGGAUCUGUGGAAGGCGGAUCUGGACAAUCUGGAGGCGAAGCUGGAUGAGGUGGAGAAGAAGGAGCGUGACGAGAUGGCGUCGUCGAUGGUGACUCCGCUGAAGGGGAAGGGCAAGAAGGAGACUGGCGCGCGAGGAUUGAGGCUGAUCAAGGGUGAGAAGAGUGAGAUUUAUCCGGCGGUGAAUGGGGACAAGGUGGAGUUCCGGAUCACGGCGGAGUUGGUGAAGAAGUUCGAGAAGGCGGUCGCCGCGUCGCAGGGUGUGAAGAAGGAGAAGGCGCCGAAGAAGGAGAAGAAGGUGAAGGAGGAGACUGAGGAGAUGGAUGAUCUGGAUGCGCUGGUGAAUGCCGGAAAUAGCAGUAUUGAUCUCGUUGAUGGUAAGAAGCCGGCCAAGAAGACCAAGAAAGCGUCUGAUGGAAUGAAGCAGCCGAAAUUGAACUUCCCGAAGGCAACUAAGAAGUCGCCCAAAAAGGCCACAGGUGAGUUUGUGUCUGAUGAGGACGAGAUGGAGGUCAUCAGUCCGCCGUCACGCGAAAAGGCGCCAACUCGGGCGGCGUCCAAGAAGAUUGUGUACAAUUUCGAUGAUGACGAGGAGGAGGAUGAUGGUGCGGCUUCCGAGGGCUUCGGCGAUUCGGACAGUGACAUGGAGAUGAAGCCUGCCAAUCAGAAUAUGUCCAGUGAGGAUAUGUUUGACUCUCUCAAGGAGGACAAGGACUCGAGUCCUCCACAACCGCAGCCCAAGGCGGCGCCAACGCAGCGAAAGCUGCUGAACAAACCCGCGGCGGCGGCGCCGUCAAAGGUCACAAAGCGCGCGAAGAUGGACGACAGCGAUGAUGAUGUGCAGGUGAAGAAGUCCCGGAAGAAGGCGGGGAGCAGCGAUGAGGACUUCUCGCCCGUCAAGAAGCCAGCGCGAGGCCGUAAGAAGGCAACUUAUGCCGAGUCUGAUGACUCCGAUUCCGAUUAUUAGUGUUGAUGUUAUUAUUUAAUACUUGAUUUAAGGAUUCAAUUCCUCUUUUAUUUUAAUUGAUGUCUCAGCGACAAAACCAAUUUUUAGGAGAAAAAGGAGAGAUCUGAAGAAAAGAGUGUUUUCGACAAGAGAAACCAAAUUAAUAAA